CAGGUGGAGGACGCGCUGACCUACCUGGACCAGGUGAAGAUCCGCUUCGGCAGCGACCCCGCCACCUACAACGGCUUCCUGGAGAUCAUGAAGGAGUUCAAGAGCCAGAGCAUCGAUACUCCUGGAGUCAUCAGACGCGUCUCUCAGCUCUUCCACGAACACCCCGACCUCAUCGUGGGCUUCAACGCGUUCCUCCCCUUGGGGUAUCGGAUAGACAUCCCCAAGAACGGCAAACUGAACAUCCAGUCGCCUCUGGCGAGCCAGGAGAAUCCGCACGGCCAUGGGGACUGCGCGGAGGACUUCAAGCAGCAGAUGCCGUAUAAGGAGGACAAGCCCCAGGUGCCCUUGGAGUCGGAUUCGGUGGAAUUCAACAACGCCAUCAGCUACGUGAAUAAGAUCAAGACCCGCUUCCUAGACCACCCGGAGAUCUACAGGUCGUUCCUGGAGAUCUUGCACACUUACCAGAAGGAGCAGCUGAACACGAAGGGCCGGCCGUUCCGGGGCAUGUCCGAAGAGGAGGUGUUCACAGAGGUGGCCAACCUCUUCCGGGGCCAGGAGGACCUGCUCUCCGAGUUCGGGCAGUUCCUGCCCGAAGCCAAGCGCUCCCUGUUUACCGGGAACGGGCCAUGCGAGAUGAGCAGCGUCCAGAAGAAUGAACACGAGAAGACUCUGGAGCACGGCAAGAAGCGCUCCCGGCCCUCACUCCUGCGCCCCGUGUCCGCGCCAGCCAAGAAGAAGAUGAAGCUCCGCGGCACCAAAGACCUGUCCAUCGCGGCCGUGGGCAGGUACGGGACCCUGCAGGAGUUCUCCUUCUUUGACAAGGUCCGCAGGGUGCUGAGGAGCCAGGAGGUGUACGAGAACUUCCUCCGCUGCAUCGCGCUCUUCAACCAGGAGCUGGUGUCGGGCUCCGAGCUCCUGCAGCUCGUCAGCCCGUUCCUAGGGAAAUUUCCAGAACUCUUUGCACAGUUCAAGUCCUUCCUGGGGGUGAAGGAGCUGUCCUUCGCGCCCCCCAUGAACGACAGGCCCGGGGACGGAAUCAGCCGGGAGAUCGACUACGCGUCCUGCAAGCGCAUCGGCUCCAGCUACCGGGCCCUCCCCAAGACGUACCCCCGGUGCAGCGGGAGGACAGCCAUCUGCAAGGAGGUGCUGAACGACACCUGGGUCUCUUUCCCCUCCUGGUCAGAAGACUCCACCUUCGUCAGCUCCAAGAAGACGCCCUACGAGGAGCAGCUGCACCGCUGUGAGGAUGAACGCUUCGAGUUAGACGUCGUGUUGGAGACCAACCUGGCCACCAUCCGGGUGCUGGAGAGCGUGCAGAAGAAGCUGUCGCGGAUGGCGCCCGAAGACCAGGAGAAGUUCCGGCUGGACGACUCCCUGGGGGGCACGUCGGAGGUGAUCCAGCGGCGCGCCAUCCACCGCAUCUACGGGGACAAGGCCCCCGAGAUCAUCGAGAGCCUCAAGAAGAACCCCGUCACCGCCGUCCCUGUCGUCCUGAAAAGGCUGAAGGCCAAGGAGGAGGAGUGGCGGGAGGCCCAGCAGGGCUUCAACAAGAUCUGGCGGGAGCAGUACGAGAAGGCGUACCUCAAGUCCCUGGACCACCAGGCCGUGAACUUCAAACAAAACGACACCAAGGCCCUGCGCUCCAAGAGCUUGCUCAACGAGAUCGAGAGCGUCUACGAUGAGCACCAGGAGCAGCACUCCGAGGGCCGCAGUGCCCCCUCCAGCGAGCCUCACCUCAUCUUCGCCUACGAGGACCGGCAGAUCCUGGAAGACGCGGCCGCCCUGAUCACCUACUACGUGAAGCGGCAGCCGGCCAUCCAGAAGGAGGACCAGGGCACCAUCCACCAGCUGGUGCACCAGUUCGUGCCCAGCCUCUUCUUCUCCCAGCAGCUGGACCUGGGCGCCUGUGGAGCUGGAGGAGUAUUACCCGGCCUUCCUGGACAUGGUGCGGAGCCUGCUAGAGGGCAGCAUCGACCCCACGCAGUACGAGGACACGCUGCGCGAGAUGUUCACCAUCCACGCCUACAUCGGCUUCACCAUGGACAAGCUGGUGCAGAACAUCGCGCGGCAGCUGCACCACCUCGUGAGCGACGACGUCUGUCUGAAGGUGGUGGAGCUCUACCUGAGCGAGAAGAAGCGGGGGGCCGCCGGCGGGAACCUGUCCUCCCGCUGCGUCCGCGCUGCCAGGGAGACCAGCUACCAGUGGAAGGCGGAGCGCUGCAUGGCCGACGAGAACUGCUUCAAGGUGAUGUUCCUCCAGCGCAAAGGGCAGGUGAUCAUGACCAUCGAGCUCCUGGACACCGAGGAGGCCCAGACUGAGGACCCCGUGGAGGUCCAGCACCUGGCCCGGUAUGUGGAGCAGUACGUGCGGACCGAGGGCGCGUCCAGCUCACCCACCGAGGUGAAACCCGUGUUCCUGCAGAGGAACCUCAAGAAGUUCCGGCGGUGGCAGUGUGAGCAGGUGCGGGCCCUGCGCGGCGAGGCCAAGAGGUCGUGGAAGCGGCUGAUCGGGGUGGAGAGCGCGUGCGACGUGGACUGCCGCUUCCGGCUGGGCACGCACAAGAUGGUGUUCAUCGUCAACUCCGAGGACUACAUGUACCGCCGUGGCACCCUCUGCCGCGCCAAGCAGGUGCAGCCCCUGGUGCUCCUGCGUCACCACCAGCACUUCGAGGAGUGGCACGGCCGCUGGCUGGAGGACAGGGAGCCCGCCAGCCUGGUGCAGGACUGGCUGAUGGGUGAGGAGGACGAGGACAUGGUGCCCUGCAAGACGCUCUGCGAGACGGCGCACGUGCACGGCCUGCCCGUGACCCGCUACCGCGUCCACGACAGAGCCGGGCCCGCCCCUGCCCGGCCCCCCCUCGCCGCUGGGCCAGGGCCACGGGGCACCACGGCUCUCGGGGCCCCAGCCCGCCACUGUGCAGGGGCCGAGCUUGGAGCAGGGCCCUGCCGGUCCCCAGCGGCUCCUUGGCCUCCCUGGGGCCUGUCCUGUGCCAAACCUGAAUCCACCAACCUUGCACCUGGGGCUCCGCCUCCGCCUCGCUGGGCAGGGCGAACGAGCCGGCCAAAGGACGGGACCCUGUGGGCACGCCUGCCCUGGCCGCCUCUGUCACGUGCCAAACCCCUGGGCUGA
Molecule: messenger RNA, 3130 nt
Organism: Tupaia belangeri chinensis (Chinese tree shrew)
Lineage: Eukaryota; Metazoa; Chordata; Mammalia; Scandentia; Tupaiidae
Gene: SIN3B
Product: SIN3 transcription regulator family member B
Biological process (GO): negative regulation of transcription by RNA polymerase II
Cellular component (GO): chromatin; Sin3-type complex
Molecular function (GO): transcription corepressor activity
Source: RefSeq, a predicted model, not a curated record